GUGCAGCGAUACAUUUUUAAUUACUAAAACUGCACAAUGUGACUGCAAAGGCUGUAAAUUCAAGAUAAAUCUGUACUGGAAAAAUCUCUGCAUCCUCUCCCAGAUUAUUGAUUUUUUCGGCCGAGCUCGCCCGGGGGAGCUUUUUAUCACAUUUCGGCGUCAAUUCUUCAAAAUCGGACAAUUCGAACCUACAAGCCGGACACACGCACACAUAGGUAUGGGAAAAUGAUGGGAUUUGUGGGCAAAAACGUAUGUACGCAUACCUGUCGUCAUCCCUGCCCGAGCCGGACGACUCGCCUUGCUGUUGCAAUUGGGUUUCGCCGCCGCCGUUUUCGGCGCCGUUCAGCAGGGCAUCCUCGCUCUCCAGGUUGUCGCAUUCACCACCCAUGUCCUCCUGGAAAUCUCCGUUACCGCUGGCGUCGUAGUCCUGAUCGGCCAUGGCGAUUUAUCGGCUGAAAAUUAGGCGAAAGUCGGAUAAAAAAGAUUCGGCGAAAAUGGACGCCAGGGAUGCGAUCGGACGAAUGCAAACAGCGCCGCUUCGCUACGGUGGCAGGUUUGCAAAACAUGCGCUCCGCUAACGCCACGGACAAGCCACGGAUCUUUCGUCUUUUGCAGGGGGAAUUGGAAUUACGGGAGUGUAGGCGGAAUGUUUUUUUAGCUUUCAAGAAAGAAACGGGGGAAGUACCCAAAAGCCAAAACAAUCAUAACACAUGGACCCUCAUAUGUUCACGACCGGUGUCGAAGUCAAAGUAUUAUGUAGCAAAAGAGGAAGAAAGGAAGAAAUUUAAGUACAUAAUAUUCCAUAUGCUAAAUGUGAUACACAUACAACGAGUGAGAGUCUUGUUAGAAAUUCUGCAAACAAAAUCUAAUUGUAAAUUAGAUGAUGACAGUGCUGCUUGGAGCUAUUUAAAUGAUAUGCAAAACAGCCCAAUAACCAAACGUCGAAAGUCUGUGAGCGAUUCUCCCAGUUUUCGAAUCUUGAUCAAUCAAAUGGCCGUCAACAACCAAAUGUCUUCUGACGAAGAAAGCCAAGAAGAGGAGACCGAGACCACACCACUCGGCAUCUGCAUCAAGGUUAAAGGAGGAUAUCUGUCCUCAAGCAGCAACAGCCUCAAUAUCGAAUCAAAUACACUAAAAACAGAAUUGCAUUGCGCUUUUAGUCAAAAAAAUUUGAGCAAAGAUGCAAUUAAAAUUGACAACAAAGCCAAAACUGCAGCUCGCAAACCCUGCUGGCCGAACUCCGUCAUUCAUAUAUUAGUACUGAUUUUGGCAUUAACAAUUAUUGCUGUAACUGCAUUUACACCAAAUAUGCGUGCAGUAGUUCUUAGUAGUGUAUUCCAUCAAAAUGCCCAGCUAAAUAAUAAAAAUGGCAAAGAAAUCAUUGAGAACUUGCAACAGCUGAAAGCACUUUUUCCAAAUCAGAGCAACAAUUUUUGGAAUUCACUUGAGGCAGGUUUUAAGGAUCUGGAACAACCUGACAAGCCUAAGCCUAUGAUCACAUUACUUGUCCACAGCCCUGACGAAGCACAACUAGCGCACUGUCUGGCAGGCAAACUGACUGGUCUUGUGCAUUCUGAUCCUGUUUACGUCAAAACGUCCAAUUUGAAGCACCUUCAAGAGUACGGCAACUUGAUCGAACAACUGCAAACCUAUUUGACCAAAGAAAACAGUGUCAUCGUGAAAGACCUCCACAGACUGCCAGGCCGUCUCGCACUUGCCCUUCACGUGAUUUGCGACCGUGAAUCCCCACUGGCCAACCUUACCAUGGUGACCAUGACCUUGGAGGUCGAUGACCUGAGUAGCAAAGCUGUCCAAGAACUGUUGUCUACAUUGUGGGCUGAGCACAUUGAUGCAGACAAAAUGCCUGCUCUGCUCACCAGAAUUGUGUCGAGGGUUCUCAAAGUUGAAAAGCAACAGGCUUUGCCUAAAUUUUGUAACUAAUGUUGAAAAGUUUCAUAUGAUGAAUUGUGCCAAAGCAGUAUUUUCUUGUACUUGAUUCGAAGAAACUCUAGUUAUCAAAAGUAUUUCCGAUUGAAAACUAUUAAAAAGUGAUUCUAUAUUAAAAGGCUAAACUAAAAAAUAACUCCUGGUGAGCUUAAGAAAUGAACUUUAAUUUAUAUGGAUUUUUGCAAAUAAAAUUUUCAAAAUUUUUCCAUUUGGA
Molecule: messenger RNA, 2161 nt
Organism: Neocloeon triangulifer
Lineage: Eukaryota; Metazoa; Arthropoda; Insecta; Ephemeroptera; Baetidae
Gene: TORIP
Exons: 4
Coding region: 508-1941 (477 amino acids)
Biological process (GO): membrane organization
Cellular component (GO): membrane
Molecular function (GO): ATPase activator activity
Source: RefSeq, a predicted model, not a curated record